This is a messenger RNA of Histoplasma capsulatum G186AR, 1835 nucleotides long. RefSeq names its product alternative oxidase. The transcript is spliced from 3 exons. Gene Ontology annotation, biological process: alternative respiration. Gene Ontology annotation, molecular function: alternative oxidase activity. The coding region runs from base 172 to 1245 and encodes 357 amino acids. Gene Ontology annotation, cellular component: mitochondrion. The record is from RefSeq and is a predicted model, not a curated record. NCBI's taxonomy places the organism in Eukaryota, Fungi, Ascomycota, Eurotiomycetes, Onygenales, Ajellomycetaceae.
AUUGAGUGCACUGUCCCGAUGGUGGAUUGACAAUUGUAUAUUCUGCCCGAUAUCUUCGCUGCAAAGAAUCGAUUCAGUACUGCCAUUACCAAUACACCUCUGUCUGACCAACUCCACUUCCGUCACAGCCUUCACGCGUUCAUUUCCACUCUUGGUUGCAUUGCCUACAUUAUGUAUCCGACCUCAGCAGGAUGCGCGAGGGUUCUGAUGGCUUGCCCUGCCCCCGCCAUGCUGCGAGGACCGCUGCUUCGUCCAUCAACCACCGCUAUCAGAGGCCUGAGGGGCAGUCCCCUGCUUUAUCAUUACGCCACCACUUCGAAUAACAACGUGAGAUAUUUCUCGUCAACUUCUCGUCGGUGGAUUAAGGAAUUUUUUGCGCCCCCGAAGGAGACGGAUCAUAUCGUCGAGUCGGUAACGACAUGGAAACAUCCGGUAUUCACCGAAAAACAAAUGAAAGAAAUUGCCAUUGCCCAUCGAGAAGCAAAAAACUGGUCAGAUUGGGUUGCCCUGGGCACUGUCCGCUUCCUGCGUUGGGCUACAGAUCUGGCAACUGGCUACAGGCAUGCUGCACCUGGUAAGCAGGGGGUGGAAGUGCCAGAACAAUUCCAGAUGACUGAGAGGAAAUGGGUCAUCCGCUUUAUUUUCCUGGAAACUGUUGCUGGCGUUCCUGGAAUGGUUGGCGGUAUGCUUCGUCACCUCCGAAGCUUGAGGCGUAUGAAGCGAGAUAAUGGCUGGAUCGAAACUCUCUUGGAAGAAGCCUACAACGAACGCAUGCACCUGCUCUCCUUCCUAAAACUCGCACAGCCGGGCUGGUUCAUGCGCCUAAUGGUCUUGGGAGCCCAGGGCGUAUUUUUCAACGGCUUCUUCAUCUCCUAUCUGAUUUCUCCACGCACCUGCCACCGUUUCGUCGGAUACCUCGAAGAGGAGGCCGUCAUGACAUACACCCAUGCGAUCAAGGAUCUCGAAUCUGGCAAGCUCCCCAACUGGGCGAACCAGCCGGCUCCGGAUAUCGCCGUCGCGUACUGGCAGAUGCCCGAGGGGAAGAGGACGAUUCUCGAUUUGCUAUAUUACAUCCGUGCCGAUGAAGCGAAACACCGUGAGGUCAAUCACACGCUGGCUAAUCUCAAGCAAGGUGUGGACCCGAAUCCGUACGCGUCCAAGUACGAUAAUCCCGAGGCGCCGCAUCCUACCAAGUCGGCUGAAAUUGUUAAGCCCACUGGCUGGGAACGGGAUGAGGUUAUAUGAACUGGUGCAGCACCUUUUUGUUACUGUUCUAACCCACUCGCCUACAAUGCCAUUCUGAUAUGGGCUUCUGCCAUUAUCGCUAUCUUUUACUAUUGAUAAGCAAAGUGAUCGUUUGUGGAUCUGGUGUUAAACCACGAGCUGCACUUUUUUUUUCGUUUUUUUUUUUUCCUUUUUGUGUCGUUUCCUCACUUGUCUAUGUGAUACCCUGCUUCCCAUCUCCAUUCCUCAUUCAAACAUAAAAACAGCAGUGAAAGCAUCAUUAGCAUUAUUGGACGGGUGAUUUUACAUUGAGUAUUUGCAAAAAGUGGUGAAGUUUUGGCAAACUUGAAUUGCGGGUUCAUUUCAUUAUUUUGUUCUUCUUUUACGGAAAGGAAGGUUGCUAGUUGUGAUUUUCAAUGUUAUAUUUUAUACAUUAUGUGUUUGUUUUAAUUCAUUGUUUUGUUUUCUGUUCUCCACCCGAGGAGCUAGAAAUAGAUAAAUGCUUCACGGCCGGCAAAAAAUUGCAUCAGCUUAUACAAUUUUUUUUUAAAAAACCAAGAACAUCUAGGCGCUUUAUUUUUAUAUGUAGGAUACAAUAUAUUAAACUCGCG